GGGUAGCUAGAGAGACUGGGACCGUGUACCGCCUCCUGCUGGCGGAAGCGGAAGUGACGUGCCCCUGGCGCUUGCGUCCUGGCCUGUGUUUACUGGCCGGGAAGGUCACCCACGUGGGGGUGCGGCUCAACUCGGUGUGCGGAGAUGCUGGGCGCGUUGCCGUCUCCGGGGCUCACCGGGCGGCGCUCGGUGCUGGCGGCUCUGGGGGUCGCGGCCGCCGCGCUCAGGCCCUUGCUGUGUGGCCUCCCCGGCUGCCGAGCUCCCCGGCGCGGCCUGGGCCAGGAGCCGCGGCAGCACCCGGACUCCCGGCUCCAGCUGCGGCUCCCGGAGGCGGCCGAGGCGGCGCGGCUGGUCCUGGAGAGGGCCCGGUCCUCCCCGCCGCUGCGCAGGUUCAUCGCCUGUCCCGACCUGGCCCGCGCCGUGCACGCGAGCCUGGAGUGUGGCCCGGCCCGUGGCCCCGAGCCCGUCGUCCUGGAGUGCGAGCCGGGUCCUGGAGUCUUGACCCGGACACUACUCAAUGCAGGUGCCCGAGUGGUAGCUCUGGAGAGUGACAGAGCUUUCCUUCCAGAUUUACAGUCUCUGGAGAACAGCCUACAUGGACAAUUAGAAGUUGUUUAUUGUGACUUCUUCAGAUUGGACCCUUUGGGCUGUGGAUCUAUGAAACCACCUGCUAUGUACUCUGAGAAACUUUUUGAAAAUUUGGGCAUCUUGACAGUUCCUUGGACAGCAGAUGUUCCUGUAAAAAUUAUUGGAUUCCUUCCCCAAAAAAAGGAAAGAAACACUCUUUGGAAGCUUAUCUUUGUCAUGUAUGAACGCAGUUCCAUAUACAGAUAUGGAAGAAUAGAACUGAACAUGUUUGUUAGUGAAAAAGAGUACAAGGUAUUGACUGCAAAACCAGGUGAACUAAGGAGUUAUCAAGCAUUAAGUGUGCUAUGGCAAACUGCCUGUGAAAUUCAGCUUCUCCACAUGGAACCUUGGUCUUCAUUUUUGACUAAUUCAAAAACCAGGGGACUUGCAAUACCGAAGAGCACGCUGCUGCCAAACGACCACUUAUGUUUAGUACGAAUGACCCCACAGAGGAAUUUAUUUACAGGUGGCAUGACAACCACAAAUUCAUCUACCUUUAUUCUUAUGGUAAAACAGUGUCUUGCUAAACGCAAGUCUAAACUAAUUGAUAGACUUAACUCAUGGAGUCCAGGCAGUGGGAGUAAACUGUUAAGAGAGCUAGAAAUACCGGAAAACAUUAUAACAGGCAAUUUGUACCCAGAAGAAUACAGACGCCUUUUUGAAGCUAUGGAACACUCUAAAGAAUUUAGUCAAAGCUGGCUGUAUGAUGAAGUCUUGGAAAAUAACAGGAACAUAAAUUUCUAAAUCAAAACCUGCUGGUUUUGAAACAAAUAAUUUGUUUCAGUGACUAUAUUGCGAUGCAAAUAAUAAGAAAUGGGCUCAAAAUCUUAGAAGUCCAUCAGUAAAGAUUAUGUUGUCCCCUGCACAAAUCAGAAGAUAAAAGUCGCAUGAGAUGCAACAGCCUGUCUACACAGGGAAAAAAACUGUUUAAACCAUGUGUAGGCAUGGCAGUUAACAGGUUGUUCUGUGUGCAUGGGAUUGAAGUCAAACGUUGCAUCUUCUCCAGCAGCAUAAUGGCAACUGUUGUUGCUCUUGGAAAUAUGGCAUAAAAUGUACUGCGUUUUUUGCUACUCUACUGUAUAUUUGUUAUAUUUUAAAUAGUAUGAGACCAAAUACUUGUGCAUUUUGGAUUUGGGUGUCAGAAUAUUUAAUUAUUACGAUUAACUCUUUCACAGUGCCCCAAAAUGUUUAUAUCCUUUACAAAUAUAAGACCUAUUUUCCUUCUCCGUGGCCUAAGGAAUAUAGUCUAAAAUUGACAUGAUACAAUAAUAGUUACGAACAAAGGGGUGAGGAAAAAUGGGAGAGUGGAAAACAACAGUAGAAUAAUAUGGGUACUCAGGUUAGUUAUAUGUAUUUCUUGUUUUAAUGUAUGCUCUGCAUUAUAUGUCUACUAGAGCUGGUGUGGUGGGGAGAGAGGAAUAUUCAUAGUAAUUUUUAAAAAUUGAAAUUUCAAAAUUCAGAAAACAUUGAUCACUCUUCUACAUACCCUGCCAUCCAUUCACAUGCAUAUAGUCUUUGCUAUCUUAUUUGCAUCUAAAAUUUUUCCACCAGACCUUUGAACAUUGCAUAAACUAUGAAAAUUGUCUCUUCCCCACAACCUAUGCCCUUUAUAUAAUAUGUAAAAUGUGUGUAUAUUAUAUGUAUAUAAGCACAACCCACUAAAAUUUUAUUCCUAGCCAGAGUACUUGUUUACACUCUCCUCAGCCACUAUUCUCCCUCAUUAACUAACUCUUUCCUAUUUCCCCUGUACAUUUGAUAGUGGGGCUGGUGGGGGGUGGGAGGUGUCAAGGAGUGUUCCUCUAAGUGUCCAGGUACAAGACAACAGCCUAUCUGUUAAGUAUAGGCUUGGGUAGCUCAGAUACUGGGAAGUUGUGCUGCUUCAGUCUCUGCUAAUGGAGAAGUGUGUCUUCAUUCUCCAGGAGGGAUGGUAGGAAGCACUGGCUGGGCCAUUAUCCCUGCCCUACUACUGCUGUCCCUGCUACUGGAGAUAAUCUGCGGAUAAUCUUUUGCAAUACAAGACAGAAGGACUAUUUCAUGUAAUCUCCGUUCCCUCCUACAACAUUAGCUAUGUCCUGGAGUAAUUCUUGCAUAUUGGGAUUACCUUCCCAUUCACCUUUCCUGACUCUUAGAUAUUAUAAGAAUUUGUAUUUACAAGAUGAUCACCAUUGCUGAGUUAGCAUAUAACAGGAGCAAUUUAAUUUCUACUGUAGCAGUAAUAGGUGAUAACUGAAUGUUCUUGCUGAUACAGCCAGCCAGCAAAAGAUAAUAUCGUAGCUCCUUCUGUGCAUUUUUUCUCGGGCAUCAAAUGCCUGGUUCUUAUUGCAGCAAGAUAUCUGCACUAAAUCAAGAUGCUAAAGAAUAAAGGGGAGACUGUCAUUAUAAAGUGACUGAUUUACCUGUGUUACUGAUAACACUAAAAUAUGUGAGCAGUGAAUUGGAAAAAAAAUAAUUUACUGUCACUCUUAAUGCUAUUUGUUUACAAAACAAUAAGGCAGUGCACACACUCCAGGAGUCAGUACAUGGUAUAGUGGUUGGAGCAGGGGAUUGGAAAUUAGGAGAUUUGAGUUCUGGUUCUGCUAUUAACUCUGACCUUGGGCACGUCUUAUGUAAAAUGGGGAGAAUGAUGCCUGCCUUUGUAAAGUGAGAUCCCAAAAGGUGCAAUAAGUGUAAAAUAUUGGCUUUAUAGCAGUCAACUUGGACUUAAAACUAAAAUGUCUAUAGCUUCACUUCUUUAAUCUCAUGUACUAGCCCAUUGUUGCAAUGAUCUGUUUGCAACUCAGAUGAGGUCUCAGUGCCACUCCGUUUUGGCCUAGCCACUUUUCAAACCUGAGUGGUGCUGUGACCUCGUAUGCCAGAUCACAAUGCCCACAGUGGGAAGCCAGGCCCAGUCCUGGGGAACAGAAUCUGCCGCUGCAGGGUGAAAGCAAGGCAUGCUUACUUUCCACCACCCUCACCCCCAGGCCUCCCCUCCAGAGCAGGCCUGCAACUCACAUAGAACCUUCCCACAACCCAUUGAGUAAAUGCAACAACUAAGUGUUCUUUUCUAAUUUCUUUUUUACCCAGAGUCCAUUUGGAGGGAUUGUAUAUUUAUAAAGAAGUCCUUGUUCCAUGCCAGUGUAGCGUCCUUCCAGCACUUUUAAGGCAGCACAGUAGUUGGUGCUUUUGUAUAUACUCUGGCAUAUGUGGGCCGUACUUAUCAGCUGUUCCACAACAUGAUACCAGAGGAUACAGUUGGUGAUGAUGUAAUUGAGUUAAUAAGGACAGAAACAGGAGAUGCAUCCAACACAAAGCUGGUUGUAAUUGUGUGGAAAAGAAGAGAGAGGGCUGUAGUCAUGGGACAGUCAUAUCCCAAAUCUUUAGUUUGCAAUAGUUACUUAAUCCAAACAGCAAUUAAAAAUGAUUGGUCACCUCUUGUGUAUGCCCUUCAAAAUGUAAUGAGAUGAGACUAUUGAUAGGCAUUCUAUUGGCAAGUUAAACAAUAUUUCUACUCAGAGGGCUUUAAAUAUAAUAUUGUCUGUCUUGUAAAACAAGUCUUUUGGGAUGAAAGUUGAAUGCUGAUCCAGGUACCUAGUUCUGAUUCUUUGCCAUGGAGGAGAACCAGCUUCAUGUGGAAGUCUGUCUUUGUUCCUGACCAGACUGAGGUCAGCAUGCUCAGUUAUUCGGGAGAAAAUGUAUCUGGAUUUUCAAUAGUGUCCUCUGCAGAUGACUAAGGAGCAAUAUCGAUGAGCUUAGAAAGAAGACCCAUGUACUUAGGAUAACGGUUGUGGUGUGGGAGAAGUAAAGUAGAUCAAAAUGGGGGUUAUUUCAGGGGACCCACAGAACUGCUCUGAGCAGGGGAACGGGGUGGGAAGAGGAAGUGUGAAAGAGAAUGCUUUGCAUCUCUUGUGUUGAAUUAAAAGAAAUAAUACAUUUAUGUUGUGGAAAAUGUAAGAAAGAAUGAUUCCAGAACAGACCCCGGAUUUGGCCUGACCAUUAGAAAGAAAUGUGUCUCAGCUUGCUCUCUCAACCUGCUGAGUUUGUGCCAAUUGAAACAGGCCUGCCAGUUUGCAAGGUCUGUGCUAAUUGUAGAAAAAACAUCCAGAGACAAAGAGUUUGUUCUAAAAGUAACAAGAUAACAGCUGUGCUUUAUGGCUGGUACAACUUUGUUUCCUAAACUCCA
Chrysemys picta bellii (western painted turtle) is the source of this 4786-nucleotide messenger RNA. RefSeq names its product transcription factor B2, mitochondrial (gene TFB2M). Gene Ontology annotation, molecular function: mitochondrial transcription factor activity; rRNA (adenine-N6,N6-)-dimethyltransferase activity. Lineage: Eukaryota; Metazoa; Chordata; Testudines; Emydidae. The record is from RefSeq and is a predicted model, not a curated record. Gene Ontology annotation, cellular component: mitochondrial matrix. Gene Ontology annotation, biological process: rRNA methylation; transcription initiation at mitochondrial promoter.